GAAGCGCAAACUAUAGUGUCAACUCAUUUUUAAAAAUGAGCGUUUUUGCGGUAGUAUGGCAUUGUAUUUGUAGCAGAUAUUAUUAUCUGUUAGUAAUAUUCGGCUUUCUGUCGGUAUAUUCAGCUCAGCCGAAUUUUGGCACGCUAUCCCUGACAGAAAUUUUAACGGAACAAGAGCGCGACAUCCUGUUACGAAUGCACUAUCACCUGGCUAACCUCUCAGGCGACGACGAAAUUCGGUUAUCACAAUUUCUGUCAGAAAAUAUGAAUAUGUUUUUCAACUUGUCCGGGGAUGUGUAUCCAUUUGAUGAGCCGGUUAAUGGGAUGACACCGUCGUUUCGCAUUAUUGCCACCACGAUGCAUUUAGCUAUUUUCCUGCUGGGAGUGUCUGGCAAUGUCCUGCUUGUCCUGGUGGCACAUAAAUCAAAGUUUCUUAAACAGCCUAUGUAUACUUAUUUGGUGUCCAUGUCCUAUGCUGAUCUACUGGUCUGUUUAACGGCCAUUCCGGAAGCCAUUGUGGCGCAUCAUUUUGGAAAUCUCUGGUUUCUUGGCCAGGUGGGCUGCUCCGUGUUCGUUUUCCUCAAUUUCUUCGGGAUUAAUGCCGGAGUCGCCAGCAUGUCAAUGAUGACCUUGGAGCGUUACCUUGCCAUCUGCCGCCCAUUGUUAUCCCGCAGUGUUUGCACCGUGGAGCGCACGCGCAAGAUCAUCAUCUGCUUAUGGGUCGCCGCCGCCGUUUACUGCUCACCCUGGCUGGGUCUGACCGAAGCAAAAGCCCUCGAAGGCACAGAUCGGGAGAUCUGCGACUUUCGCCUAACCCGGACGUACUACAUGAUUUUCUUUGGAGCAGAUUUGUUAUUAUUUUACUUCACUCCACUAUUGGCGGCGGUGAUAAUCUAUAUAAGGAUCCACGAGACGCUACGAAAACGAGAAGCGAGCAUUGGUGCAUCGAUCCGUACGGCUGAAGACUGGAAAAUCACAAGAGAGUCAACGAUACGACAUACCGACGAACAAGAGUCGGAGAAGGCCAUUUUGCAUAAGACUAACAGCACUCAUAUAAUAAUUGGCAACGGCCACAGCUAUUUAUGCAGAUCAACACCGUCCCAGCGCAGACAAAUCAAAGAACGUGUGCAGGUUGUGCGGAUGUUUUUCGCGACUGUAUUGGUAUUUGCCACUACGUGGCUCCCGUUUCGUGGUUUGCUUCUGUACAACACUUUUGCGGCCACGCCCUGGCACAACGAAUGGUAUUCCUUAUUCGCCAAAACCCUUAUUUAUCUCAACUCGGCAAUAAACCCUGUCCUGUAUAACAUUAUGAGCGCGAGGUUUCGAAAGGAGUUUUAUCAAACAAUUACUUGCAAAGGAGUGCGACAGUCACCCAAAAGGGACAGUGAUAAGGAUGGAAAGGUGUCCGCGGGUGCCGACCAUCUGUAGCCUUGUCCAGACCAUGUUCAUAAAGCCGAUCUUCUCAUAAAUUUUUGGAUUUACAUAUUUGUUUUUUUUUUCCAAAAUUUUUGCAACGGAGAGGACGAAGUUUUAUGAAACAUCGGCUGCAUUGUGCGCACUUCGAAAAUUCAGAAUACUGUUG
Molecule: messenger RNA, 1581 nt
Organism: Paramacrobiotus metropolitanus
Lineage: Eukaryota; Metazoa; Tardigrada; Eutardigrada; Parachela; Macrobiotidae
Product: thyrotropin-releasing hormone receptor-like
Exons: 5
Coding region: 36-1427 (463 amino acids)
Biological process (GO): G protein-coupled receptor signaling pathway
Cellular component (GO): membrane
Molecular function (GO): thyrotropin-releasing hormone receptor activity
Source: RefSeq, a predicted model, not a curated record